AUGGAGUCUACAGUGUCCUUUAGAGGCUGUUCUGAGCCACUGAGAAUCCUUUCUCUUGAUGGGGGCGGGGUCCGCGGAAUCUCAAGUUUGCUCAUCUUAGAGAAGAUAAUGGAGAAAAUCCGCGAGGUUAAGCACCUUGACGGUGUCCCUCGACCGUGUGACUAUUUUGACUUGGUCGGAGGCACAAGCACUGGAGGGAUCAUCGCUAUCAUGCUCGGUCGGCUCGGAAUGACUGUGGAUGAGUGUAUACGGGCCUACCGGAAGGUUGCACAGCAGGCGUUUACUCCUAAACGGACCUCUAUUCUUCCAGCGUCGCCCCGCGGAGCCUUUUCCGCACAGGCGCUUGAGGAUGCCAUUAAACAGAUAGUUCGAGAGUUCUGUACAGAUGGGGAUUGCGUGAACCGUCGGCGCCAAGGCCACCCGACAACCGGAACGUGUCCACACUCUAAUUUAGUCUUCCGUGACCAGGCUUGCACGAAAACGGUGGUUCUUGCAAUCACAAAGGCCAACGUCGACGCGAAACCGACGCUCUUCGGGACAUACGAUACAUCGGCUGACUUAGAUGAAUGCACCGUAUGGCAGGUAGCACGUGCAACUUCGGCUGCAACUACGUUUUUCAAGCCUAUCAAGGUUGGCCGGGAUGCCAUUGAGUUCAUUGAUGCUGCUUUCGGGUAUAAUAACCCCUGUGAUGAGCUCAUUAGAGAAGCUCAGCGGGUGUUUCCUGGUCGCCAAGAACUACAGGUCCUGAGUAUUGGAACUGGUCUUGGAGAUGUGGUCAAUAUAAAGGAUACCCGGAUAUCGAUCAUAAAUGCUCUGAAGAAGAUGGCCACAUCAUCAAAGAAGGUUGCCACCAGCCUGGACGGCCGAUUCGGUGAUGGUGGCCAAUACUUUCGAUUCAAUGUGGAUCGCGGUCUCGAGGAUAUCACGUUGUCAGAUUGGGAGAAAGCAAGCACAAUAUCAGCGCAUACCCGAAACUAUCUUUCUGAGCAGACCAGAUCCAUCGGGAGGUUUGUCGAUGUUUUAACGCGGGCGGAUGCCUUGUCGAUCCAGCAAGCAAGUCGGGCCAAAUGUGGUGUUGUAAACUACAAUAUAGUAACUGGGGAUGAUAAUAACAAGCCACAUAGCUACAGCCAAGUUCGGGCCUAUUAUGUCAUCCCCUCUAUAGUGAACCGCCACUUUACUGGACGUGUAGACACACUUGACUCGCUCAAACAUAUUUUUGUCCAAAAGGAAACACCCAAAGUGGCGCUGUUUGGCCUUGGGGGUGUUGGCAAAACCCAAGUCGCUCUGCAGCUUGCAUAUUGGGCAAAGGAACAUAUGUCGGAACAUUCUAUUUUUUGGGUUCCUGCGUUGAGCGAAGGAAGCUUCAAGCAGGCUUAUGCCGAAAUCGUGAGGCAGCUCGCUAUACAUAAAGCUACAGAUGACGAAACAGUCUUGGAGCUGGUGCAGCGGUACUUGAGCUCGGAGGCAGCCGGACCAUGGCUCUUGAUUGUGGAUAACGCAGACGACCUAGACCUACUUUUUGGUAGCGCCGAUAUCCCAGGUGGACUCUACAAGUAUUUGCCCGUCAGUCGAAACGGUGUGAUGCUGUUAACCACUCGCUCACGUGAAGUUGCGGUGUCAUUUGCAGGAAAAGACAUAAUUGAAAUUCAGAAAAUGAUGCGAGCGGAAGCCACUGCCUUUGUCGAGAAAGUCAUGGAAAAAGAUUUGCUCUGCGACCCAGAGACAACAGUACAAUUGCUUGAGGAACUCAAUUUAUUGCCCUUGGCCAUAACGCAGGCCGCUGCUUACAUGAAUAGGACCAACAUCUCAACUUCACGAUACCUUGAGUUAAUGCAUGGUACCGAAGAUGAUAUGAUAGCCUUGAUGAGCAGGCAUUUUCAUGACGAUACUCGAUAUCCCGGGUUGCAAGAUGCUGUUGCCACGACGUGGCUGAUUUCCUUUAACAAGAUAAGGGAAUCUGAUGCCGCUGCUGCUAAACUACUUGCGUUCAUAUCGUUCAUUGAACCGAAGGCAAUUCCGAGAUCACUCUUCCCACCUUUUGAUUCUGAAGAGCAAAUGGAAUUCGCAAUUGGCACUCUAUGCGGUUAUGCAUUCAUGACAAAACGGGAGGAUGGCAAAGUAUUCGACAUGCACAGCCUAGUGCAGCUAGCGACGCGAUUAUGGGUACAACAAGAAGGAGAUACCCAACGAAUACUCAAGGCCACGACGCAGCAUAUGGUAGUGGCUUUUCCAUCUCAUGAUUGGACAAAUCGUGAACUAUGGAGAGCCUACCUGCCGCAUGCUCUUAAGAUUCUGUGGAAGAAUGAGACACAUGACAUAGAGGAGAGGUACGAUCUAUGCUUCAAGAUUGGCAUGUGUCUUCUGGAAGAUGCGCGGACAAAAGACGCGAUUCACUGUUUCAAAGAAGACUUAAGCUGGCAGGACAAAUGGCAUGAUAAUGAGCACCCCCUCCGACUGAGAACACAGCAUGAACUAGCACGGGCAUAUCACUCGGAGGGCCGGAUCAAGAGUGCAGUGGAUCUACUCGAGCAUGUGGUUGCGAUACGACAUAAAAUUCUACCUGAAGAUAACGUUUCUCGACUAAACUCUCAGCAUGAGCUCGCACGGGCGUAUCAAGCUGACGGUCAGACGAAGAAAGCAGUGGCGCUACUGGAGUAUGUUGUCGUAGUCCGCAAGAGAACACUGGCUAAAGACCAUAAAUAUCGACUUUCAUCUCAGCAUGAGCUCGCACGAGCGUAUCAAUUGGACGGCCAAAUCAAGAGAGCAGUAAGGCUGCUAGAGUAUGUGGUCGCAGUCCGCAAGAGAACACUCACUGAAGAACAUCCUGAUCUACUGCUUUCUCAGCAAAUACUCGCAACGAUAUAUCAUUCGGACGGUCAAACAAGGAAAGCAGUAGAGCUUCUUGAGCAUGUGGUCGCAAUACGACAGAACACACUCGAUGAAGAACAUCCCUCUAUGCUAGCAUCCCAGCAUCAACUCGCUGGAGUUUAUCAAGCGGAUGGCCAAAUCGAAAAAUCUCUAGGUCUGUUAGAAUAUGUGGUCACAGUGCGAGAGAGAACACUUGCUGAAGGUCAUCCCUCGCGUCUGGCAUCGCAGCAUGUCCUCGCAAGAGCAUAUCAAGCGGACAGCCAGAUCGAUAAAGCAGUGGAGCUACUCGAGCAUGUAGUCGCAGUACGGGAGAAAACGCUUGCCGAAGGGCAUCCUGAUCUACUAGCAUCACAGCAUGUCCUCGCAAAAGCAUAUCAAGUGGACGGCCAGAUCGAGAAAGCAGUGGGGCUACUCGAGCAUGUGGUCGCAGUACGGGAAAAAACGCUUGCCGAAGGACAUCCUGAUCUACUAGCAUCGCAGCAUGUCCUUGCAGCAGCAUAUGAAGCGGAGGGUCAUUUCAUGAAGUCAGGGGAGCUACUCGAGCAGAGAGUCGCAAUACGAGAGAUAAUACCUAGCGGAGAGCACCCCUCUCAGCUUGCAAAAGCCCAGGAAGACAGUACAACGAGUACUGCGAUAGAAAAUCAAGACCGUUCUGUUCAUGUGACAUUUGGAGGUUCUAACGUUGGCAUUCAGGUGGGCAUAAAUAGUGGGUACAUUGGCGGAUUCGCUUUUCGGGCGAACGAACAACCAUAG
This is a messenger RNA of Penicillium macrosclerotiorum, 3624 nucleotides long. RefSeq lists its product as uncharacterized. Gene Ontology annotation, biological process: lipid metabolic process. Bases 1 to 3624 code for a protein of 1207 amino acids. Gene Ontology annotation, molecular function: protein binding; ATP hydrolysis activity. Lineage: Eukaryota; Fungi; Ascomycota; Eurotiomycetes; Eurotiales; Aspergillaceae. The transcript has 6 exons. The record is from RefSeq and is a predicted model, not a curated record.